CUCCGAGCACCAUCCAGGUGGCCCGGUGAUCCCCAGCCUACACAGGUCCAGCUGCUGUGAGCCCAGGACUUGGCCCCCAGCGCACUGCAUUCCCAAUGGCCAGCAGCCCCUGUCGGAGGAAGAAGCGGGGGAAAGUCUCCAAUGACAGCAGGCGACCCACAGCAGGAGCCGGAGGUCCCCUGCGCCUUCGUGACUGGCUGGUGGCACAGAUCGAGAGUGGGCGCUACCUGGGGUUGCACUGGGAGGACGCGGGCAAGACCCUCUUCCGCAUCCCCUGGAAGCACGUAGCCAAGCAGGGCUACCAGGCACAGCAGGAUGCAGCGCUCUUCAGGGCCUGGGCCGUGCACAAGGGCAAGCACCUGGAGGGCACCGACAGGGAGGACCCCUCCACCUGGAAGACGCGGCUCCGCUGUGCCCUCAACAAGAGUGCCGACUUCUGUGAGGUGCGCGAACGCAGCCAGCUGGACAUCUCCAACCCCUACAAGGUCUACAGGAUUGUGUCUGGCGAUGCCCAUGGCCCAGUUGCCAAGGCCUGUGAUCCCGCUGAAGAGGGGGGCAUUCCCUCCAGCCAGCAGGAGCCCCCUGGGGAAGUGACUGAACCAGUCUGUGGGACAGACCAGGAUGGCUCCAGAUUAGCCACAGAUGAGGACAAGGAGCAGCCCCCUAGGCUGGCCCAGGAAGGCUCGUUGCCACCAGCCACCUUCCUCCCAGGCCCUUUGGCUGACCACAGGUACCAGGCAUGGGACACCAAACACCCCUGGAGCACGACGCCCUCUGAGGAAUCCAGCAACCCUGGCUGCUGGCUGCACGUGCGGGUCUUCUACGGCGCGGCGCUGGUGCGGGAAGCUACCGCGCGCGCCGCCGAGGGCUGCUGUCUGAGCCCGAAGGCGGCCGCCGCCACCGCAGCCGCCGAGCGCCUGCUGGGGCCACCCCCACGCGUCGCGCAAGUCCGCUUCCCGGAGCCACCGCCCGGCGCCCACGUGCUGCAGCGCCUGAUGCGCCACCUAGAGCGCGGCGUGCUGCUGUGGGUGGCGCCCGAGGGCGUGUUCGCCAAGCGCCUGUGCCAGGGCCGCGUGUACUGGCGUGGCCCGCUCGCCCCGCACCGCGCGCAGCCCAACAAGCUGGAGCGCGAGCAAACCUGCCAGCUGCUCGACGCGCGCCGCUUCCUGGAGGAACUACGCGCCCACCUGCAGGAUGGUCACCCGGAGCCAGAGUACCAGAUCCGUCUGUGCUUUGGCGAGGAGUACCCGGGCCCUCCGGACCAGCCCGAAGAGCGGCUCCUCAUGGCACACGUGGAACCUGUCUUCGCCCGAGAGCUCCUCCUGCACUCGAAGCGCCUGGGCUCCCGCGCCCUGCCGGGUCCUUAGCCUGGCGUCCCCGACGGCGUCACCCACCUUCUGACGCAGCUGAGUCGCUUCCUCCUGCUAAGGCAGCCCCCUACAGGUUGCGGACCCCUACCCCUAACCCAGCCCUGCACACACUGAGCCAGUGGAGUUGGGGCCUCUCCCACCUGUCGCCCAGGUUGGCGGGACAGCGGAAGCCAAUCGUGCCUCGACCUCUCUGCAGCGGGGAUGGAGCCCCGGACCGGCCAGUAGGCGGCACCGCCGGGCCGCUGGGCCUGGGGCGUCAGCGGGAAACGGAACUCGGUCUUGAGGCCCCGGAAAUGCAGCAACUGGGGCAGAAGCAAGACUUCAUCCUUUGUGGAGAACACAACAUGCAAAUAGCGGCUUACUUAGAGCGUGCCUUAACCUGCAUUGAGCCCAUUGCAGCGUUUGCUUAUAGCUGAGUGUACGACAGUUAGAUCCUCAGGGUUUAGAGCAGGGCCACCCAGUAACAAAAUUGCCUGGCCUGGGAGGGGCCCUGAGUUUCCAAACCCUUCCUAUCCCCUGCCACUAAUCUCUCUUCUUUAUUUGGGGGACUAGAGAGGGUCCCCAAACUGAGGACUUGAUCUGAACCCUGGGCUUUGGAUGCUAACCAUUGAAUGGCCAGCACCUGUAGGACACUGUCUUUGGAGAAACUGAGGCAGGCCCCAAAACACAGCCCUAAGGCAGAGGCUAAAGUAGGAGUCCAGCCCCUCUCCAAGCCCCCCCUGAUCUUUGCAAAGUGUAAGUUGCAAUGAAUCCUUGAGAAUCCAGGUUUGAGGCACAAGCAUAAAGCCGGUUCCCCCUGGCUUAUGAGUAAAGUUAUUAGACCUUUUUUCCUUUUCUGAUUUCUGACUUUAUUUAUAGGAAUCUUCUUCUGGAUGCCAAUAUAAUAAAUCCCUUUUAGUGAUACAUGAAUAAACCAUUUUACGGGGGGAAAACUGUAUGAUUCAACAAAGGACAGAAGUCGGUCAGUUGCUGGGGUUCUUUUUUAAUCAUUUAACAGACAUUUAUUGAGCAACUACUCUGUUCCAGGCCUCCGUUCCAGUGUCCAGUGUGGGACACUGGAGAUCGAGCAAAACAGCAUGAUCCCUGCACUCUUAGGGUUCACAUUCUGUUUUCCAGUGAGGAUCUAGUGAC
Propithecus coquereli (Coquerel's sifaka) is the source of this 2501-nucleotide messenger RNA. RefSeq names its product interferon regulatory factor 4-like. Gene Ontology annotation, cellular component: nucleus. The coding region runs from base 96 to 1367 and encodes 423 amino acids. Gene Ontology annotation, molecular function: protein binding; DNA-binding transcription factor activity, RNA polymerase II-specific; RNA polymerase II cis-regulatory region sequence-specific DNA binding. NCBI's taxonomy places the organism in Eukaryota, Metazoa, Chordata, Mammalia, Primates, Indriidae. The record is from RefSeq and is a predicted model, not a curated record. Gene Ontology annotation, biological process: immune system process; regulation of transcription by RNA polymerase II. The transcript is spliced from 8 exons.